Molecule: messenger RNA, 312 nt
Organism: Penicillium alfredii
Lineage: Eukaryota; Fungi; Ascomycota; Eurotiomycetes; Eurotiales; Aspergillaceae
Product: anaphase promoting complex subunit 11
Exons: 3
Coding region: 1-312 (103 amino acids)
Biological process (GO): positive regulation of mitotic metaphase/anaphase transition; anaphase-promoting complex-dependent catabolic process; protein ubiquitination
Cellular component (GO): anaphase-promoting complex; nucleus
Molecular function (GO): zinc ion binding; cullin family protein binding; ubiquitin protein ligase activity
Source: RefSeq, a predicted model, not a curated record
AUGAAAGUCGCUAUCAAAGAGUGGAAUUCCAUUGCCACCUGGCACUGGGAUAUCCCUGAGGAUGAAGUGUGUGGUAUCUGCCGGGUCCAGUUCGAUGGCACUUGUCCGACCUGCAAAUUCCCUGGGGAUGACUGCUCGCUCUUACUCGGAAAAUGUGGUCACUCAUUUCAUAUGCAUUGCCUUUUGACCUGGAUUAAUCAAGAAACUUCAAAGGGGCUGUGUCCAAUGUGUCGACAAAGUAUGUACUGUCGCAGACUUAUGGAGAUGGGCCCGCUGACAAUCUCCAGAAUUCGAGUGGAAGCGGAACGAUGA